CUGUACAAGCUAAGUUGGCUAGCAGCGAGGCUAGCUUGCUAGCUCACUCGCUAUCGUAUUCGCUGACGUUAGCCAACGCAGACGCUAGCGUCAUGAUGUUUUUUUGUUCGUAUAAAAAACACCAUGCAAGCGGUCGGUGUUGUGCACGGUGAUUUUGGGAGAAACUAUGUCAUAAACAGAAUAUAUUUUUUUAGCUCACGUUGUUUCAGGUUAGUUGACCGUUCUACGGUAACGCUGAAUAGAAAUGUAAUUGCGUGUUAACUAAACGUCACCACGGACUGUAGAGUGAACACAACGCGCUAUACAAUAGUCCGUUUCAGGUAGCGAAAAUGUCCAUAAUAAGAGAACAGGCCUGUACUGAAAGCGAGAAGAGGCAAGCCACACACAACAAGAUUCUUAUUUAUAACUGUUGCUGUCAGAGCAGAGAGUCAGACUUUUGAGUUUGGUGGCUUGGUUAAUCAGUCAUAAUAAUGUGGAUAGCAACCGUAUUGAGUAGUGUUGAGUUUCUCUGUGUGCGGUUAUGUAACUGUGCAAAGAUCAGCUGUUUAAAGUCAGUAAAAGUGGAACAUCACGUUUGUUUUGACUCUGCCUGCCUUAACGUGGUAAGCUUUGUCCCUUUGUUUCAUUGCCUGCAUGUUCAAAACAUACUGGGACAGUUGUUAUUGAGAUGUUCACCAACACAAUACUAAGCAUGAACUUGUCUGGUUUGAAAUAUGAUUAAAGGUCACCUAACAGGAAAGAAAAUUAACUUAUUUGCCAGUCAUGACAGAUAUUAGAUGGUUUCGUUUUGCACAUGAGGUUGACGAGUCAUAUUCAUUCACAGUAUUCACCCUGUGAACAUAAAACUGUGGAAAGAACAGUUGUCCUGCCAGUAGCGUAUCAUAAUCCAAUGACCGUGUUGUAAGUCAUUUCUAAUGCCAGAUGAUCACUUACCAGACUUUAGGUACACCUACACAUUCUAAUGAGAUCAAUAUCAAACCAAACUGACAUAAUAAAGACAGUAAUUCUGAUGGAUGUUGUAACUGAGAAAUAAUUGAGCAUUAUUAUCAAUGCAAAGAUGGUUUUUGUUGUGGCUGUUGAUCUCAGCAGAUUGCACCUGUGCCAAAUGAUCUGUCUGGAGUCGUAACAUUUGUAUUUAAGGCGGAAAAGAAAACAUGUCAAGCCAUCCCUUUUCUCACCAUAUGGUGCUCUGAUGGAGGUGAAGUGCUGACUGUGCACGUUGUUCACGAUUUGAGAAUGUCUUGUCACACGCUGAUUCCCGCGGUGGGAUGGGCAGCUUUAGUGGGGGAAGGCGGAAGCUCCUGAUGAUGCCAGCGGAAGUCGUGUUCUUCUCUCAGUGUGAGCUUAGUUGGCUCGAUCAUGAGCUACUCAAAACCAAAAAAAAAAAAAAAUGAAGAGAGAAGCACAGGCAAGUGGUUAAGCGGCGUUUGUGAUCCUGACACGGCUUGUGGCAGAGCAGCCUCGACGACCUUGGAGAUUAAGCGCUUUUCCUUGACUGUCAAUAUGUCUGCAAGUUGGACUUGAGUAAAUAAAAGACGAUCCGAGGCUGCAGUGUCAGAUCCCGAACCCACUGCAGGGGAGGAGAUGGGGAACACGGCGACCAAGUUUCGUAAGGCUCUCAUCAACGGGGAUGAGAUGCUGGCCUGCCACUUAUAUGAGAGCAACCUGCAGUUCAAGGAAGCUCUGGAUCCCAACUCUACAUAUGGGGAGUCCUACCAGCACAACACUCCGCUCCACUAUGCUGCCCGACACGCCAUGACACGACUACUCAGGUCUUUUCUCCUAAGCAAAGAUGGAAAUCCUAACAAACGCAAUGUGCAGAAUGAGACGUCUGUGCAUCUUCUUUGCAUGGGGCCCCUGAUCCUGACCUCAGAGGGGGCACUGCUACCCCGCAUCUCACGACCAUAUGAAGAUGAGCAGCGACGUGCGGAGUGUCUGCAAAUCAUUCUGGCGUGGACCGGAGCAAAGCUGGACCACGGAGAAUACGAGAGGGCUGAUAUCAAUGCCACAGAUAAUAAGAAAAAUACCUGUCUGCACUAUGCUGCUGCCUCGGGAAUGAAGACCUGUGUGGAGUUUCUAGUGCAGAGAGACGCAGACCUUUUUGCAGAGAAUGAAAACCGCGAGACUCCGUGUGACUGCGCUGAGAAGCAGCACCACAAGGAGUUGGCCUUGUGCCUAGAGUCACAGAUGGUCUUCUCACUCGCCCCUGAGGCGGAGGCUAUAGAGGCAGAGUACGCAGCUCUCGACAGAAGAGAGCUGUAUGAGGGCCUGCAACCUCAAGAUCUACGCAGGCUGAAAGAUAUGCUCAUAGUGGAGACAGCCGACAUGCUGCAAGCACCACUCUUCACUGCAGAGGCACUGCUACGCGCCCAUGACUGGGACAGAGAAAAACUCUUAGAGGCUUGGAUGACCAAUGCAGAGGACUGCUGCCAACGCUCAGGUGUACAGAUGCCCAACCCGCCUCCGAGUGGCUGCAAUGCCUGGGACACCUUGCCAUCACCUCGGACGCCACGUACCACCCGCUCCUCUAUCACCUCACCAGACCAUAUCAGUCUCAAUACUGCUGAUGAAGAUUCUUCUUUGUGUGGAAUCUGCAUGUCUUCCAUCUCAGUCUUUGAAGAACCUGUUGACAUGUCCUGUGGCCAUGAUUUCUGCAGAACAUGCUGGGAAGGGUUUCUUAAUCUAAAGAUCCAAGAGGGUGAGGCCCACAACAUCCUCUGUCCAGCCUUUGACUGCUAUCAGCUGGUACCUGUGGAAGUCAUCGAGAGUGUGGUGUCCAGAGAGAUGGACAAACGCUACCUCCAGUUUGACAUCAAGGCAUUUGUGGAGAACAAUCCAGCAAUUCGCUGGUGUCCAGAGGCUGGCUGUGAAAGGGCAGUGCGGCUGAAGACACACGGCCCCGGGGCGUCUACUUCCGACCCUCUCGGUUUUCCAUUGCUUCGGGCACCUGCUGUAGACUGUGGCAAGGGACACCUCUUCUGCUGGGAGUGUCAAGGUGAAGCCCAUGAGCCCUGUGACUGUGACAUCUGGAAGUUAUGGCUACAGAAAGUCAAUGAAAUGAAACCUGAGGAACUGGCUGGUGUGAGUGAAGCUUAUGAGGAUGCGGCCAACUGUUUAUGGUUGCUCUCAAACUCUAAACCCUGUGCCAAUUGCAAAUCCCCAAUUCAGAAAAAUGAGGGUUGCAACCACAUGCAGUGUGCGAAGUGUAAAUAUGACUUCUGUUGGAUCUGUCUGGAAGAGUGGAAAAAGCACAGCUCAUCCACAGGAGGCUAUUAUCGCUGUACCCGCUAUGAAGUCAUUCAACAGGUGGAGGAGCAGUCAAAGGAGAUGACAGAAGAAGCAGAAAAGAAACACAAGAGCUUUCAGGAACUGGACCGCUUCAUGCACUACUACACACGCUUCAAGAACCAUGAACACAGCUAUCAGCUGGAGCAGCGCCUGUUAAAAACAGCCAAAGAGAAAAUGGAGCAACUCAGUCGGGCCUUACGUGGAAGGGAAGGAGGCCCACCUGACACAACAUUUAUUGAAGAUGCGGUCCUGGAACUACUAAAGACCCGCCGUAUCCUCAAGUGCUCUUAUCCUUAUGGGUUCUUCUUGCAGCCGAAAAGCACAAAGAAGGAGAUCUAUGAGCUCAUGCAGACAGACCUGGAGAUGGUAACUGAAGACCUUGCACAAAAGGUCAACCGGCCUUACCUGCGGACUCCGCGCCACAAGAUAAUUCGUGCAGCCUGUUUGGUACAGCAGAAGAGACAGGAGUUUCUGGCUUCAGUAGCAAGAGGAGUGGCCCCCAAUGAUUCGCCUGAGGCCCCAAGGCGCAGUUUUGCCGGAGGAACGUGGGACUGGGAAUAUUUGGGCUUUGCGUCACCUGAGGAGUAUGCUGAGUUCCAGUACAGACGGAGACAUAGACAGCGGAGGCGAGGUGACAUGGCCAGUCUCCGUAGCAACACACCUGACCCUGAUGAUCCCAGUGAUAGUAUUCUAGACAACGAGGAAGUGGGAGGUGGGCAUAGACAAGGUCGUUUGAUGGGUCUUGGUUCUUUGGAUGACGACGACCCUAACAUUCUACUAGCCAUUCAGCUGUCACUCCAGGAAUCAGGGAUGGCAGGGGAACAGUCCACUCAUGAUUUCCUUGCUAAUGAAGCAUCGCUUGGAGCAAUUGGCACCUCCUUGCCUUCCAGGCUUGAACAGAGUGCUCCAGAUGUAGAGGUCCUCCCCAGAGUGUCCUUAAGCAGCUCAGAACUACUAGAGUUGGGAGACAACUUGGCUAGACUUGGCAACAUCAAUAUCAGCAGCCAUUACUCUGCUGCCACUGGUCUUCCCACCUCUGGUCAGUUCUGUGACAGCCACAACCGAGGCAACGGCAAAGGCUCUGUGCCAAUACAAGUAGCUCCAGGUGGCAGUUACUCAUCAACAGGUGUGUUCUCAUCAGGUGACACAAUAGACUCAACCACAUGCAGCAGCAAUGACCCGGCCUCCUCUUCUGCAUUAGCGGCAAAUGCUAAUUUGCUGGGCAACAUCAUGGCAUGGUUCCACGACAUGAACCCUCAAGGCAUCACCCUGGUCCCCCCAACCUCUUCUGACACGGACACAAAUGUGGACGAAUUCCAUGCAGGUGGACACGAAUGCCUGCAUGAUGAAGAGAACGCUGGGGUCGUCAUCCUCCAUGAGAACAGGAAGUCUCAGGAAGGAAUGUCAGAAGUUGCUUUUGGUUCCUCAAGAAUUUGUGACAUGGAGAAAAAGGAAUGUCCUGUUGUAGAGAGGCCGACACAGCUCCAUCUAGUGGGGCUGGACCCCUUGCCAUUACCUUACAUACGCACCCAUGGUACAUCUGGGGACCAUGAGGAGCGGGGAGACACGAAGGUCUGUCAUGUUGACACACCACAAUGUGUAUCUGACCAGUUAGCCAGCAGCAGCUCCUCAGACUGGGAGGAGCAAGUACACUUGGUAUGAUCCAUUUGGCUUGAGGUGGGGAGGGAGCUUUUUAUUUUUGGCAGGGCAAAGAUCUUUAUAGUUCUACUUGCUACAUUCAUUAGGAAUGUAUACAGAAUCAAGUUGCAUCACUUUGUUUGGAAGGUGUAGAAAGUGUUCCAACUUGAGCUGGCAGAUGGAAGAUGUUUGCUGUCAGAAAUGUGUUUACCGAGCGCUCCUUUUGAAAGAAAGCUUGAGCCAAUGGGAAGAUUGCGCCUGAUAAUUAUUGAGAACAUGAAUCUUGCGCAGAUCGAGCUGAACCAAGAUAUUUUGACAUUGACCACUGUAGAAUUGAAUGUGGGUUAAAUUUGACAAGCAGUGUAACUGUAGUCCCUGCCAUGUGACCGACGACGCUGGAGUCACAUACUGUAGUUGCUCAUUUACAACUAAUCUUUAAAUUAUUUCUUCUUAUCCAGAGCACCGACAGAUUUUGAAAGGUAUCCAAUCUAACAUUGGUCUUUUUUUUUUUUUUUUUUUUU
Molecule: messenger RNA, 5447 nt
Organism: Dunckerocampus dactyliophorus (ringed pipefish)
Lineage: Eukaryota; Metazoa; Chordata; Actinopteri; Syngnathiformes; Syngnathidae
Product: ankyrin repeat and IBR domain-containing protein 1-like
Exons: 20
Coding region: 1585-4950 (1121 amino acids)
Biological process (GO): protein polyubiquitination; positive regulation of proteasomal ubiquitin-dependent protein catabolic process; ubiquitin-dependent protein catabolic process
Cellular component (GO): cytoplasm; ubiquitin ligase complex
Molecular function (GO): ubiquitin protein ligase activity; zinc ion binding; ubiquitin conjugating enzyme binding
Source: RefSeq, a predicted model, not a curated record